Molecule: messenger RNA, 1872 nt
Organism: Adineta ricciae
Lineage: Eukaryota; Metazoa; Rotifera; Eurotatoria; Adinetida; Adinetidae
Source: the annotation of a GenBank genome assembly
AUGGAUCAAACAAGUUCUUCGAUGUCCACGGAUACAAGACAACUUGACGGAGAUGGGAGAAAAACACCGUCACCCUAUUCGAAUGAGGUUGGCUUAUCUAUUGAAUCAACGGAUUCUUCUUCAAAUCCAUGGUCACUUCCGGUACAAAGCGAUCGAUGGACCAAUUUACCACAAUGUAUGGGAUUCGUGGCAAAGUAUAGAAUGCAGAAGAAACCUGUAGAACUCUGGAUGCGACAAACUUUAAAUCGUCUAUCAUGGUUUUCGAAAGCAGAACAGUUACGCCAUCUGAUGAAUGGAUAUGCUGAUUUGUACAAAAUUGUGAUCCACGUCAUAACUGUCAAGGAUGAUAUGCCUAUUUUUCGAUCGGAUAUUGUUUCGUAUAGUGGAACUGCAAGCCGAGAGAAAAGGGAGCAUCGUCGCCGCGAUCUUGCGUAUAUAAUGCAUCAACCUGACAGAUCGUUAUUUGCACCAUUCUAUGCUGUGUCUGCUACUGAUGAUCUCCGAAAAACGACCUUCACGACAGAUGACAUGGAUAGUUUAAAUCAUGUCGCCUAUUUACUAAAUGAGAUUAAUAACAAAAUUUCUCAAAGAAGAACUAUGCAUGUUGAAGAUGCCAGUGAAAAUCAUGAUGCUACAGUAGAUGGCCAAGAAUUAGAAGGAUCUGAUAGUCUAAAUGUAUUUUUGUCUUCGCCAUCUGCGAAUGAGCGCAACAUAGCAACAUUAAAACCGCCCAACGAAUUUGUUCCACAUUGUAAUCUCCUAACGGUAAUGCUUCCAGAUCAUCUGCAACCGGUGUCCGAAAGUGUACCUAUGGAAACUGAUGAGUGUCGGUCAGCAGCAGAAAACGAUUCAGGCGAAAAAAAAUCAAUUCCACAAGGCAUUCUCAUGCCACGAAAACAACGAAGACGGCGACGCGAAAAUACACAGAAAAAUAUGAUUGCUCCAGUUGCUUUAUCUGAAAAUACCGAAGGGACAGCGCCGCUAAUUGAACCGCAACCGGAAACAAUCGCUGACCUACCACAUGAAUGUGAUUCAUUUAAAAUAAAAGUACAUCCAACGCGAUAUCGACGUGUUCGUAUGUUAACGGAUUUGGCAGAACUGGACUGUCCACUCGUGCAAGCCAGCGACCAGAAACAAAGAGUUUAUCCUGAAAUAGAAUUGAAGGAUUUAAGUGACCGGGCGGAUCAUAUUCGCAUUCGAGCGGUAACAGAAACUGGACAUGCUCAUCCGUGGCAAUGUGUCGCACCCAUGAAGCAUCAAGUUUAUUUACAAAUGGAAAGUACACAUGGUGAGCGGAGAUGUCUACAAUGCGAUCCUGAUAAGUUUAACUCUGAAGAUGAAUCUGUUUACUCUGCAAUCAAUAGUAAAGAGCGAAAAACACGGAAAAAAUUGAUACAAGUUCAUUUGUUCAAAUGGAAACAUGCUCGCGCUAAUAUUGCAGGAGGUGCUGAAAAAGAAAAUCCACUACGGUGUAGGCUUGAGGUCUAUCUGUGUAAGCGACUAGAUCCCGGUAAAUUUGAACUAUUGUCUCAACCCUGUUACACAACAAUCAUCGAGCAAGGGGAUGGAGACCUAUCAAUCGAUCCAAAUCAAAUAGAACCCAAGGCAUUACGUGCGACGGGUGGAGAGAGAAUAAGUUUUCCAUUGAGUGUGCGUUGUCCAAAGAAAAAUUUUUGCAUUGAAUUGAACGGCAGAAACGUAGACUCGAAGGCAUUUGAAGUCAAAAAGAAAGAGCUGUUGAUCACUUCUCCACCUAAGCCCAAUCAGGAUGAUAGACUUCGUGUAACUAUUAAACAAGUGCAGAAUGUCGGUGCUAGUUCACACCCAAAGGCGGACAUCUUAUACGAUGGUUAUUUGGAGUAUGUCUCUUAG